CGCGCGGGGAGCGGCGGGCCGGGGCGACGCGCGGUGGCCGGGGCGCUGCGGGCGCGGCGGGGACGCGGCCCGGGAUGCCUGCCCGGGGCGCCCCUCUGGCGCCUCUGCUGCUGCUGUCUCUGCACGAAGGCGUCUCCUUCCAAGCAGCACUUAGGGUGCCCAGGGACCACUCCUGGAGAUAUUUGGCUGGAUGAUUUAAAGCUAGGACUGGAGAAUCAUAGCUUCUCAGGCCCUGUGGUUCUGGGAACUGCCACCCUGCUGGUCCCAAGGGCCAGGUGUCGCUACGUCCCUGGAGGUCUCGGAGAGCCCCGGGAGUGUGCAGGUAGCUCGAGGCCAGACAGCAGUCCUGCCUUGUACCUUCACCACCAGCGCCGCCCUCCUUAACCUCAAUGUCAUUUGGAUGGUCAUUCCUCUCGCCAAUGCUAACCAACCCGAGCAGGUCAUUCUGUAUCAGGGUGGACAGAUGUUUGACGGCGCCCCCAGGUUCCAUGGGAGGGUUGGAUUUACAGGCACCAUGCCUGCCACCAACGUCUCCAUCUUCAUCAACAACACCCAGCUGUCAGACACAGGCACCUACCAGUGUUUGGUCAACAACCUGCCAGACAGAGGAGGCAGGAACAUUGGGGUCACUGGUCUCACAGUUCUAGUUCCUCCUUCUGCUCCACACUGCCAAAUUCAAGGGUCCCAGGAUAUAGGCAGUGAUGUCGUCCUUCUCUGCAGCUCAGAGGAAGGCAUUCCUCGACCAACUUACCUUUGGGAGAAAUUAGAUAACACCCUCAAACUACCUCCAACAGCUACUCAGGACCAGGUGCAGGGAACCGUCACCAUCCGGAACAUUAGUGCUCUGUCUUCAGGUCUGUACCAGUGUGUGGCUUCUAAUGCCAUCGGAACCAGCACCUGUCUUUUGGAUCUCCAGGUUAUUUCCCCCCAACCCAAGAGCUUUGGACUAAUUGCUGGAGCCAUUGGAAGUGGUGCAGUUAUUAUCAUUUUUUGCAUUGCACUAAUUUUAGGAGUAUUCUUUUAUUGGAGAAGCAAAAAUAAAGAGGAGGAAGAGGAAGAAAUUCCCAAUGAAAUAAGAGAGGAUGACCUUCCACCCAAAUGCUCCUCUGCCAAAGCAUUGCACACCGAGGUAUCCUCCUCCGAAAACAACACGCUGACCUCUUCCAACACCUACAACAGCCGAUACUGGAGCAGUAAUCCCAAAGUCCACAGGAACAUGGGGUCAUUCAACCACUUCAGCGACUUGCGCCAGUCCUUCUCUCUGCACUCGGGCACCGCCACCGUUCCAUCCAUCUAUGCCAAUGGGAAUCAUCUCGCCCCCGCGCCGCAAAAGACUCUGGUGGUCUCGGCCAACAGAGGGUCCUCACCACAAGUCGUGUCCAGGAGCAACGGCUCAGUCCCCCGGAAGCCUCGACCCCCCCAUGCACAGACUUACACGGUCAGCCAGGCUGCCCUGGAGCGGAUUGGUGCUGUGCCCGUCAUGGUGCCAGCCCAGAGCCGGGCUGGGUCUCUGGUGUAGACUGUGGGUAGGGAAGAAUCAAUGGGAUUCUCCCCCCACCCCAGGGGAGUGUGGGAUCGAGGAGUGCUGCCAAAGGAACACUUCAUGGAUAACAAGAAUAGCAAAAAGCGGAGGAGGAGGCAGUGAGUUUUCCCGGUCACCAAGAUUUGUGCAGUGAAUAUUCCAUGAAAGAACGGUGUCCCCACUGCCAUGUUCCAGGAUUCUGUUCACAAAGAUGGAUCUUAAAGAUGUGCCAAGCCAAGGUGGGGGG
Molecule: messenger RNA, 1769 nt
Organism: Sorex araneus (European shrew)
Lineage: Eukaryota; Metazoa; Chordata; Mammalia; Eulipotyphla; Soricidae
Gene: IGSF11
Product: immunoglobulin superfamily member 11
Exons: 8
Coding region: 401-1519 (372 amino acids)
Biological process (GO): homophilic cell-cell adhesion
Cellular component (GO): cell-cell junction
Molecular function (GO): ionotropic glutamate receptor binding
Source: RefSeq, a predicted model, not a curated record